Molecule: messenger RNA, 1920 nt
Organism: Panthera uncia (snow leopard)
Lineage: Eukaryota; Metazoa; Chordata; Mammalia; Carnivora; Felidae
Gene: GPAT3
Product: glycerol-3-phosphate acyltransferase 3
Exons: 12
Coding region: 103-1404 (433 amino acids)
Biological process (GO): triglyceride biosynthetic process
Cellular component (GO): endoplasmic reticulum
Molecular function (GO): glycerol-3-phosphate O-acyltransferase activity
Source: RefSeq, a predicted model, not a curated record
GGAGCCCGGCUCCGCGCCUCCGCUCCCGGAGCUGCUGCCCCACUGCCUGGGGACAGGGACAGCUGUCUCCCGUGGACUCCUUCGGAGAGGGUGCGCCGAGCCAUGGAGGGCGCAGAGCUGGCCGGGAAGAUCCUUUCCACCUGGUUGACGCUGGUGAUCUGCCUCAUCCUCCUGCCUUCGGCCUUCGGGGUGUCUUUGGGCAUCUCUGAGAUGUACAUGAAGAUCUUGGUGAAAACUUUAGAGUGGGCCACAAUACGCAUUGAAAAGGGAGUCUCAAAGGAGUCGGUCCUUAAAAACUCAGCUUCUGUUGGUAUUAUCCAAAGAGAUGAGUCACCCAUGGAAAAAGGGCUCUCUGGUCUGCGAGGAAGGGACUUUGAGCUGUCUGACGUGUUCUAUUUCUCCAAGAAGGGCUUGGAAGCCAUUGUGGAAGAUGAAGUGACCCAGAGGUUCUCCUCAGAGGAGCUAGUGUCGUGGAAUCUCCUCACAAGGACCAAUGUAAAUUUCCAUUACAUCAGUCUGCGGCUCACCAUGGUGUGGGUACUGGGCGUCAUAGUACGCUACUGCGUCCUACUACCCCUGAGGGUUACCUUGGCUUUCAUUGGGAUCAGUUUGUUGGUAUUGGGAACUACACUGGUUGGGCAGCUUCCAGAUGGCAGCCUCAAAAACUGGCUGAGUGAACUGGUUCACCUGACUUGCUGCCGGAUCUGUGUGCGAGCCCUCUCUGGUACCAUUCAUUACCAUAACAAACAGUACAGACCCCAGAAGGGAGGCAUUUGUGUUGCCAACCAUACUUCUCCAAUAGAUGUUUUGAUCUUGACAACAGAUGGAUGCUAUGCUAUGGUUGGCCAGGUUCACGGUGGAUUGAUGGGAAUUAUUCAGAGAGCCAUGGUGAAGGCUUGUCCGCAUGUCUGGUUUGAACGAUCGGAAAUGAAAGAUCGACACCUGGUCACUAAGCGACUAAAAGAACACAUUGCUGAUAAGAAAAAAUUACCCAUAUUAAUCUUUCCUGAAGGGACUUGCAUCAACAAUACUUCAGUCAUGAUGUUUAAAAAGGGAAGCUUUGAAAUUGGAGGAACCAUACAUCCAGUUGCAAUUAAGUAUAACCCUCAGUUUGGGGAUGCAUUUUGGAACAGUAGUAAAUACAACAUGGUGAGCUACCUGCUUCGAAUGAUGACCAGCUGGGCCAUCGUCUGUGACGUGUGGUACAUGCCUCCCAUGACCAGAGAGGAAGGAGAAGAUGCUGUCCAGUUUGCUAACAGGGUUAAGUCUGCUAUUGCUGUGCAAGGAGGAUUGACUGAGCUUCCCUGGGAUGGAGGGCUGAAGAGAGCAAAGGUGAAGGACACCUUUAAGGAAGAGCAGCAGAAGAAUUACAGCAAGAUGAUUGUAGGCAAUGGAUCUCUUUGAAUCAGACUGAAUCCCACCCUGGUGAUAAAAUUUGGCUUACCAGAACCAGCCCCUAGAAAUGGAAUGUGUUGUUUUUGGUGGGGUGAGAGGGAGAGUGGAGUAUUGUUUUGGUUUACUGUUUUUGUUUUUUAAUGUUAAUCUUUUCUAUAGGAUGAAUUGUCUCUACCUCUUUACGCCAGAGGCAGAACCCAUCUGGGGCCCUUUUUGGCUUUUGUUGUCAUAUCAAUAGCCUCAUGAAUUAUAAGGUAGUUUACUGACUUUAAACAGAUUCUGUCUUGUGUAAAAUGAUGAAGUCAUUGUUGAUUGAAUGAAAUAUUUGUACAGGAAAAAGUGCUUCUAAAACACUUUUGGAACUCACUGUGUUUGGAACUUGUUGAUAUGGCAAUUCUCAAAAAAAAAUCCCCCAGGCUCUUUUGAUGAUUUGUUUUCUCACUCCUUCUCACCACCCCGCCCCUCCGCCAAUCACUUAAACAGUGGGAGUACACAUCAGUUCAAGGUUACUGCCAGGGUUGUGUU